Nannizzia gypsea CBS 118893 is the source of this 666-nucleotide messenger RNA. RefSeq lists its product as hypothetical. The coding region runs from base 1 to 666 and encodes 221 amino acids. The record is from RefSeq and is a predicted model, not a curated record. Lineage: Eukaryota; Fungi; Ascomycota; Eurotiomycetes; Onygenales; Arthrodermataceae. The transcript is spliced from 2 exons.
AUGCCAGUGACAACGAGAAAAAUGAGCGAAAGGCGGCGGCAGGAGGAGGAGCAAAAGUACGGUCAAAUUGACGAUAGGGUUGCGACAUGCUGCAUGAUGUAUCCCGUCUUUUGCACUGCUAGAAUACCCUCAGAUAUUCUAGAUGAAUUCAUAGACCAGUCAUACGCAGGCAUACUCGACCUCCUCGCACCACACAUUGUCGACCCUGGUGCAUCCCCGUGUAUCCUCCAAACCACUGACCUAGACUUAAUCGCCCACGGCUCCCGCAAGCCAAUGCCAAACUUCGAGUCCCCCUUUCUGAACUGGACGGAUGAACAGGUCCGGGACUGGGCGACGAAGGAGGGUAAGCGCCAGCGCCAGUCCUUCGCAAUGGAAACAUUCACAAUCCUCGAUCAAAAUUCAAUCGACAAUAAGAUAUGUCGGAUAGGAUAUAUUGACAACGGUGAGGAAGACGACGACCGUCGAAUGCUCCAUGGGAUCUUCUACGCCGACCUCCAGACAAGGAUUCCCUUGAAUGAAGUCGAGGUCAGCUGGAGCGAAACGAUACCGCUGAUGGAGGAAACUGGAGUCUUCGACUGGACGGUGAUGGCAAAGGAGCAAGCAGAAAUUGAUCAAGUGCUCGAGAGGAAGAAAACUAUGCACGUGACCAAGCGGUUACAUAAUUAG